This is a messenger RNA of Pisolithus orientalis, 2002 nucleotides long. RefSeq lists its product as uncharacterized. The transcript has 3 exons. The record is from RefSeq and is a predicted model, not a curated record. Bases 30 to 1676 code for a protein of 548 amino acids. Lineage: Eukaryota; Fungi; Basidiomycota; Agaricomycetes; Boletales; Pisolithaceae. Gene Ontology annotation, biological process: tRNA processing. Gene Ontology annotation, molecular function: ATP binding; ligase activity, forming carbon-nitrogen bonds.
UGCUUUUGUGGUGUGAGGAUAAUAUUUGGAUGAUGGCGACGAUCCACGCCGCAGAGUUCCUGGCAACAUUCCUCAAAUGUCUUCAGCCGUCGUCGCCGUCGUCGCGUGUCACCAUCGCCGUUGCCAACUCUGGCGGACCGGACUCGACGUGUCUGCUCUUCCUGCUGUCGCGUCUCAGACCACCCGUCUCCGUCGUCUCCCUCCAUGUCAACCACGGACUCCAGCCAGCGUCUGCUGACAUGGCAGACAGAGCCGCUGCAAAUGCUGCUUCAAUGGGGAUACCCCAUCGCACUCUCCACAUCCCAUGGGGGCGGGCCCCAUUCCCCAAUAGACCUGUCCCAAGCACUCCGUUCGAGAACAUCGCCCGUCAAGCCCGCUACAAUGUCCUUUUUCGCGGCAUGACUUACUCCGGCGCAUCCAUCCUUGCACUCGGUCAUCACGCCGACGAUCAAGUCGAAACGUCUCUCAUGCGUCUCGCUAGAGGAUCCACUCUCGUCGGCGCUGCGGGCAUGCGUCGUCGCCGAAGAUGGGGCAUGGGCCAGGGAAACUCAACUGAUGACCUAGCCUGGGUCGGCCAUCCGGGCAUGAGUCGUUUCAUCAUCAGACCACUCCUAGACUUCCCAAAGGACAGAAUCCUGGCGACAUGCGAUGCUCACGCGUUAAAUUAUGUUAACGACCCUACAAAUCUACAUCCAGAAACCACUCUUCGAAAUGCCGUGCGCCAGAGGUUGGCGUCCCCCGCGCUCAGAACGACGGAACCCCCUCCGCUCCAACAAGAUACGUCAGAGUCACUCAAGCAAAUCAAGAGAGCGUCUACCUUUCUCCAGUCCAUCGCUACAGAUGUCACAGAUACGAGAGAACGCCUACGCUGCGCAACUAGCCUUCUUGCAGAGAGAGCGGAACAACUCGAUAGUCAAGUCACCGAGCAAUUGCAAAAUUGCACCCUGCCUUCUCCACCGAGCACGCUCCUUCUCUCAUCACCCAAGCUUCUUGCCGUCGACGGUCCAGCGGUCCGCUUUGCCAUGGUGCUGCGUGUGAUGCGAUAUGUCUCAUUUCACCCUUGGGGUUCUACUCGCGCUGAUGGCGACCGGCGUCGGGCCGGUAUACAUCGCAUAAUGAACCACCUAUGGCCCGCAGAGCCUUCGGUCGUUUCUCUCGAAAGGUUUACCGCUGGUGCGGGCGUACUUUGGACUCCAGUCCUAUACUCCCACAAUAAAGGUCUUAAAAUUCGCUCCGAGUCACUGAGUCACUUGGAACAACCUUGCGGUGGCCAGUCUGCUUGGCUGGCUUCACGGUUGCCUCCCUUUCUCAAGAAUCCACAAGAAGGCGCCGGCUCUGCAUCUCGGCUGUCCGUUGACCUGACCGAACAAUUCAUUCUUGCUCUUGCCACGUCGAGAGAUGUCCUUCAAGUCUUGUAUGAUUGUCGCUUUCUAGUCAGAUUCGAUCUCACCCAGAUCCCGAAGCACGUGAGAGAUGCCUUAAACAACGCUCAGGACCAGCCGAUAUCCAUCAAGAUCUUGCCACAGACUGAUUACUUUUGGCCCAAGGUCGUACUACGGAAAGGCUCAGAUCCGGUCCUGGUUCUUGCUGUGUUGGAUGAAAAGGGAGGGACCGAUACUUUGGGCUCUCGGCCUUGGAUAUCGAUGGAGUGGGUGCGGUUGCUAGACGCCACCUAGGGCAGACGGCGUGUGUUAGAAUGCGGGUCUAGGAACGGGUCCAAUGGCCACAUGAUAGAAAGGGGUAGACUGCAUGCCACAUCAUGUUGACACAGGAUGUAGGCUGAUGUAGGGCGCUGGGUGAUCGCCUGGUGCCUACCACGAGGGUGGUCUGCACUGAUCUGUGAGCAAAGCGUCGUAGUAGCAUUCAAAUCCGGUCACCCAGACCCAUGGUGAUCUCUGCAGAACCUGAAGCUGAUUGCGUCGUGAUUGUUUGAUAAUCUUAACCUCAGCUAGAUACCCCUAUUGUCUCACGAAAUCCAAUAUGGUUUGAACUGGUGGUAGCC